AUGGUCGAACAAGGAGGGAACAAUCCUGACGGCACGGGUAUUGUCUUUGACGCGGCAGGUUUGCCAAAUACUGCACCUUCCGCUCGCGAUCGCCAAAAGUCGCGGGCCGCACAAGUUUCCCAAGACGAGGAGGGAGGCCGCGCAUCAGGAGGGAGCGGUGUAUCAGCGAAUACCUGCGCACAGCUUGGAACGCACCCGUGGCUGACAAGAACGUUGAGACCAAAUUCCAAUGGUACAGCAUCAUCCUCAAAGAACUGUUCCGUGAGUACAAGAUGUGCAGCCUGCCUACUCUUCCAUACACGGUGACUAAUUUUGACCCGGCUCGCUGUCUUCAGAGUCCGCGCUGCGCCGACGCUCCGUGCUGGACGGCGAGAAGACCCAAUCGCCCAAGUUCGUCUAUGACGUAAAAGCCCUCAGGGACAACGCCAGAAUCAUUGUUCAGCGCGGCGCGCUCCUUCGCAAAGCGGAUUUCCGAAGCCCGAGUGGCAAGCUUAAGUUGUUGGGACCAGACCUGGAUCGGAUCAUCCCAUUGCUGCGUGCAGGCGAGCUGAGCUUCAGGCUGGAGGAAGAGGUAACGGGUCAAGUGCAGAACAGAAAAUGGCCGACGGCGAUGAAGGCGGCGACAGCGAUGCUGACCGGCGGACUCGGAACACGAGCUCCGACGAGGACAGCGAGUGAGGUGACGAUGGCCGAGCUCUCAGCGCCAGCCAGACUCGUCGACGCGCAUGCGGUGCGGAGAUCUUGGCUGUUGAAGGGCCAGACAACACAGGCCACCACAAUAGUUAUUUCAAAGUUUUGCUUCAUAUGCAUCCGGCUCUUGGUGACUAAAGGCGGAGAGGGUGAUUGUUCGUUGCCCUUCGUGCCUAAUCUUCCCCUGGGCCGCUCGAGAUCGACCUCUCCUUGUUGA
Molecule: messenger RNA, 907 nt
Organism: Microbotryum saponariae
Lineage: Eukaryota; Fungi; Basidiomycota; Microbotryomycetes; Microbotryales; Microbotryaceae
Source: the annotation of a GenBank genome assembly